AUGGGGGGACACCCUGCUCUGCUAGUUCUGGCCACCCUGGUGGCGGCCGCCUUUGUGUCUUUUGUCGGAGCUUUCCAAACUUCGCGAACAAGCUCCGUUAUGGGCCCUUCAAGUCUUCACGGGAUGGGAUCUUUGAGAUCCACAACUUUGGCGCCUACUAGGCAGAUGGGCUCGAGUUCCUUGGCAACUUUCGCCGCCCCACACGUUGUCAGGCAGGCCCCGUCAUCCACAGGUGUCUUCGCAAGAAGAUCGAAGAGAAUCAUCUUGGCCGAUGAAUGCAGAAACCAACUGCUAGAGGGGAUUCAGCAAGUUGCUGAUGCUGUUCGCGUAACACUCGGGCCUCGUGGCCGAAACGUGCUAUUGGAGAAGGACUACGGGCCUCCGCUGAUUGUGAACGACGGAGUCACAAUCGCACGGAACAUAGAGCUUCCUAAUAGGGCACACAAUGCAGGAGCGAAGCUUGUGCAGGAAGUUGCCUCAACAUCUGACGAAUGGGCUGGAGAUGGGACUUCUUCCACAACAAUUCUCACAGCGGAAAUAGCGAAGAAGGGUGUUGAGUACGUGAACCAAGGCCACAACCCUAUUCCUUUGCAACGCGGUAUUCAAAAAGCUGCGCGCAUCAUGAUGGAUGAAGUGAAGAAGCUUGCGAAGCCCGUCAACGGUUUCGGCGACUUGUUGAACAUCGCGACUGUUGCGACGAGCGGAAACGCCUCGAUGGGCGAAGUGAUUGCGAAGGCUUUCGACAAACUGGGCAACCACGCUGCGAUUGUGCUGGAGAACAAUCCAUCGCAAGAGGACAAUCUUGAAUUCACGGAAGGUUACACCUUCGAGAGGGGCUUUAGCUCACCGUACUUCCUGCUCGGCGAGGAGGCAGACUUCAUUGAGUGGAAGAACCCCCACGUGAUGGUCUGCGACUACAAGAUCGAGAGCGCUCAAGCCAUGUUGCCGAUUCUCGAGCACUUUGUCCGAACUAAGGAGCCGCUCGUUAUUAUUGCCGAGGACUUCUCCACGGACAUGCUUCAGACUUGCAUCAUUAACAGCAUGCGGAGGCUGCUCAAAGUGGUGACCAUCCGUGCCCCUUCGUUCGGUGAGCGGCGCAAGGACUACUUGCGUGACAUUGCAGUGGCCACAAACGCCCAACUGAUCUCGAAGGAUUUGGGGCUCCCGCUCGAAGAUGCGACUGCUGAGCACAUCGGCAGCGCUCAGGGUAUAGUUGUAAGAAAGGAUCGGACGUCCAUAUUGACAAGGCCUGAGUUCCAACAACAGAUUCAAGAUAGAGUUCAGAGACUCCAGGCAGAGAUCGACUCAGCCACGUCGAAGUUCGACAAGGAAAAAUUGGGCGAGCGUGUUGCUGCCCUUUCAGGAGGCAUUGCAAGGAUUAUGAUUGGCGCGUCCACGGAGACAGAGCAGAAAGAAAAGAAGCUGCGGUACGAAGAUGCCAUCAAUGCAGUCCGAGCUGCCAUUGAAACUGGGUACGUGCCUGGCGGCGGCGUGACGUACCUGGCGCUUAGCACUGAGCAGUUCCGGAAGACAGUCCUGGACAUGGUGGAGAAGACCGCUAGAGAGGAGAUGAAGGGAGUCGAUGAGUCAACUGGCGAGGAGUUCCAAGUUGUUGAGGAGAUGGAAAGUGAAAUCGAACUGCAAAAGGCAGGAGCCACCAUUGUGGCGGAUUCGAUGGCAUCUAUAACUAAACAAAUUGCAUCAAACGCUGGCCUUGACGGCGAUAGAGUGGUGAACGCAAUCUUAAAUGCCAAGAAGCCUUUCGGAUUUGGCUGGAAUGCAAAAACAAACAGGUUUGGUGACAUGAUCAGUCAGGGCGUCAUUGACCCGGCCAAAGUGUGCAUCUCCGCCAUCGAACACUCAACCUCAGUCGCGGGACUUGUCCUCACAACAGAGGGCAUGAUGAUUGAAGAAGAACAAGAGGCGAACAAGACUCCUCAAGAAGAAGCUGAACUGUGA
Eimeria necatrix is the source of this 1959-nucleotide messenger RNA. Its product is annotated as TCP-1/cpn60 chaperonin family protein, putative. Bases 1 to 1959 code for a protein of 652 amino acids. The record is from RefSeq and is a predicted model, not a curated record. Gene Ontology annotation, molecular function: ATP-dependent protein folding chaperone; ATP binding. Lineage: Eukaryota; Apicomplexa; Conoidasida; Eucoccidiorida; Eimeriidae. The transcript is spliced from 10 exons. Gene Ontology annotation, biological process: protein refolding.